UCCCUGAAACUCACAUUCUUGGGAGUAUGGAGCCACUUUAACGAAAGUGUGGACUAUUCAAGUUUUACCUUUGCACGAGAUAAUCAAUUAGCACGUGCGAGCUCGUUCAACCCCCCCGAGUCAAUACCGCGCGAGGAGCCCGGGCGCUUUCUCCUCAGAUGUAGCAGCUCUGCUCGGGAGUUGGGACCGCUGAACAUCUCCGUCCGACAGCGAGUGCGAGAGCGAGAGAGAGAGGGGACGUGAGCGGAAGGGAGGCAAAAAUCACAGACAAGCCAAGCUGUACACGCGCAACGCCAAUUUGGGCGUGCAGUAAGGCGCCAAACAAAGUAAGCUAGCAUUAACCGGAUAAAUACAAACACUGAUAUUUAAUUUUUCCCUGGACGUGUUUCCGCUGCUUGGAGAGCGUUGUUAGACUGUGUUGUGGCAAGAAGGUGAUCCCCCGGCGUUGUGGAAAGACUGCUCUGUGUGUAUUAUCUCUUUUUUUCUUUCUUGUUUGCUGUGGAAAUUACUGGAAGUUCUAGUUUUUGACGUUUAACGGUAAACGGUAAAGGAAACGGUGAAUGCAAAUCCGGUAUAUGACUCCGGCCGCUGGGUUCAACAACUAAACAGACUUGAAACGCCGUUUUUUCUCUCUCUCCACAUUGUAUAGUAGGCUGUGCUGUUUGGUUGACUGAAAUGUGAGACACUAGUGAAGUCGAUACAUUACAAACUGCUGCAUCCAGCUGUUUCAUUAGUCACUACUGUAACCUUUUUUUUGGGAUUGGAUAUGCGAAGCAAACUUUUUAAGAAUGAAGAGAAGAAAAUUCCCAUAGGACGUCUCUGUUGUCUGGUUACAUCGCCGCCGUCCGCUGAACUGGAUCUGUGUUGUUAUUUGAGUCUUUUCCAAGCCUUCAUUUCCAUGUUGUGGAGACAGGAGAAAUGACAUGCGUCUGGGAUGGGGAUAUAGUGCGCUAACAUACACUUGCAACAUUGCCUGAUUAUCGAGCAGAUAGUGAAUGAUUAAGACAUCCAGCGAGGGUAGGGAACCGUAGGGAGUGUAGUGCCUGCUUGUGCGCCGUGAACCGCCGCUUCCAGCCCGCUGUGAGCCAGUUCGAGGACUCGGUUACUUUGUGUGGAGAGUCUCCGGAGCCGAUAUGGAGGAGUGGAGACAAUGCGGCCGGUGGUUGAUAGACUGCAAGGUCCUGCCCCCGAACCACCGGGUCGUGUGGCCCUCAGCGGCCGUCUUUGACUUGGCACAGGCCCUUCGAGACGGGGUGCUCUUGUGCCAGAUGUUGCACAACCUCUCGCCAGGAUCAGUGGACCUGAAGGAGAUAAAUUUCAGACCCCAAAUGUCACAGUUCCUGUGUUUGAAGAACAUCCGGACAUUUCUCAAGGUGUGCCACGACAAGUUUGGCCUGCGCAACAGCGAGCUGUUUGACCCGUUCGAUCUCUUCGACGUCAGGGACUUUGGCAAGGUAAUCUCCGCUCUGUCAAGGAUCUCCCACCACAGCAUCGCACAAAUCAAAGGCAUCAGGCCCUUUCCAUCAGAGGACACAGCUCUGAAUGAGGAUGAUGUGUACCGGAGCCUUGAAGAGCUGGCAGAUGAGCAUGACUUGGGUGAGGAUGACAUCUACGACUGUGUGCCGUGUGAGGACGAUGGCGAUGACAUCUAUGAGGACAUCAUUAAGGUGGAAGUACGACAACCCAUGAUCAGAUACAUGCAGAAAAUGGGUAUGACAGAAGAUGACAAGAGGAAUUGCUGCUUAGUGGAGAUCCAGGAGACUGAAGCAAAGUACUACAAGACUUUAGAGGACAUUGAGAAGAAUUACAUGAUCCCGUUGAAGCAAGUCUUGAGUUCACAGGACAUGGAGGCUAUCUUUGUCAAUCUUGAGGAUGUAAUCAAAGUCCACUUUGCCCUGCUGCGAGCCAUCGACCUGAACAUGGUUACUGGAGGAAGCGGCCUGGGGAAGAUCUUCCUCGACUUCAAGGAAAGGUUGUUGAUCUACGGUCAGUACUGCAGCCACAUGGAGAACGCCCAGAAGACACUGGAUGAGCUAAUAGCAACACGAGAGGACGUCAAGAUUAAAGUAGAGGAAUGUACUAUGAAAGUGCAGGAAGGUAAAUUCAAGCUGCAGGAUCUUCUGGUGGUUCCUAUGCAGAGGGUGUUGAAGUAUCACCUACUACUAAAGGAACUAUUGAGUCACUCAACGGACCGACCAGAGAGACAACAGCUCAAGGAGGCUCUGGAGGCUAUGCAGGACCUGGCCAUGUACAUUAACGAAGUCAAGAGGGACAAUGAGACGCUGAAGAAAAUCAGCGAAUUCCAAAGUUCAAUAGAAAAUCUUCAGCAAGUGAAACUGGAGGAGUACGGGAGGCCAAAGAUAGACGGAGAGCUGAAGGUGUGCUCCAUCGUCAACCGAACCAAACAGGACCGGUAUAUAUUCCUGUUUGAUAAAGUGGUCAUUGUCUGCAAGAGGAAAGGCUAUAGCUAUGAGCUGAAAGAGAUUAUUGAGCUGCAGUCAUAUAAAAUGUCGGAUGACCCCAUGAACAACAGGGACAUGAAAAAGUCGAGUGGAAAAAUGUGGUCGUACGGUUUUUACCUGAUCCACCUGCAAGGGAAGCAGGGCUUCCAGUUCUUUUGUAAAACUGAGGAGACAAAGAGGAAGUGGAUGGAGCAGUUUGAAAUGGCCAUGUCCAACAUCAAGCCAGAGAGAGCCACAGCCAAUCAGCAUAACUUUCAAAUGCACACAUUUGAUAAGAACACCAACUGUCGAGCCUGCAAGAUGCUUUUAAGGGGCAUCUUCUACCAGGGCUACUACUGCUCUCGCUGUGGAACAGGAGCACACAAAGAGUGUCUGGAAGUCAUUACCAUCUGUAAAAUCAAUCCUCUUGACUUGGAACCUGGAAUGUCAUCAGGUCCCAAGAUGGUGGCAGUGAGGAACUACCAUGGCACACCAGCACCUGCAGGGAAGACACCGCUCUGUUUUCAGACAGGAGAUUUUAUCGAGUUGCUGAAGGGAGAUCCUGACACCACAUGGUGGGAGGGAAAGCUGAUACAAACACAAAAAAGUGGCUUCUUCCCCAGUUCAUGUGUAAAACCUUGUUUGGACCCAAAGCCCUUCCAGUCAUUAUCCAGCCGGCAGUCCUCAAGGGAAUCAGACUACUAUGGAUAUCCUUGGUUUGCUGGGAACAUGGAGCGCCAGCAGGCAGAUAACCUUUUAAAAUCCCACAGCAGUGGGACCUACCUUAUCAGAGAGAGGACAGCCGAGGCGGAGAGGUUCGCCAUCAGCAUCAAAUUCAAUGAUGAAGUAAAACACAUCAAAGUCAUUGAAAAAGACAGCUGGAUUCACAUCACUGAGGCCAAGAAGUUUGAGAGUCUUUUGGAGCUGGUGGAGUACUAUCAGGCCCAUUCAUUGAAAGAAAGCUUCAAGUUGUUAGAUACCACAUUGCGAUACCCCUACAAGUCAAGAGAACGCUCACUAACACGGGCCAGUACACGCUCGCCAGCAGCUACCUGCGCCUCCUACAACUUCUCCUUCCUAAGUCCGCAGGGCCUCAACUUCUCUUCUCAGAGCUCAGCUCCCUUUUGGUCAGUGUUCACUCCACGGGUGGUUAGUACAGCAGUGGCCCGCUAUAACUUUGCAGCACGGGACAUGAGAGAGCUGUCACUGCGAGAAGGAGACAUCGUCAAAAUCUACAGCAAGAUCGGUGGAGACCAGGGCUGGUGGAAAGGAGAGGCCAACGGACGAAUUGGAUGGUUUCCCUCAACGUACGUGGAUGAAGAAGGAGCGCAGUAAGUCUUGGAUGUUUGCCGGCCCGGCUCCUUCUAAAUCAGGAACCAUCUUCUACUGUUCUCAGAGAAAAAAUACUCACUCCUCCAGGAAAAUCACAAAAGGAAAAAAAAGAACCUUUUUGUCGUUUUUGCUGGAUACUCAUCUUUCAACGAGUGCUUCUACCCUGUUUCUUUAUCCCCAGUUAUGCAUCAGCUUUGCUCUGUUUGUACAUUUUUUUUAUGUGCAGAAUUCUCUGUUUAAUUUCUGUACAGGAAAGAAGAAAAACUGUCUUGUCUGUCAGCCUCCGUGUGCUCUGCAGAGGCUUUAUUGAACUGAGGACACAGCAGAAACUGACUGUGGAUAGCUUUACUUUGAAAAAGGCUCCCUUUUGUUGCAGGUCUAUGCGAGGUGAAAUAAUUGUACAGUAUAGAUAAUUUAUUUAAUAGAGAUUAUUAUCAUUACUAAUGAAUAUUGUGGGGAAGUUGAUUUUAGCAGCAGCAUUACGGAAUCAGACGAGAAAAACUAAAAUAAGAAAGAAAAAAAGACAGAUGCUCUGUUUUAAUGUCGAGAGAUUUUGCCUUAGUUGUCAUGGUGAUGCCUUGUGGGUUGACUUCAGUGGAGGGAAUAAACUUUGUUGACUGGUUUUACUUCUCCAUGUAUGCAUGUGCCCAUGUGCGGCCCACACAAACACACACACACAGACCAAUGUACAGUACGGUGCCUUUGAAGAAUGGUCGUUGCUUACUGAACCUCAACAUCAGCCAGUAAAGAACAUUGCCAUCCCCAAAAGACAGUUUGUCCACAUCCAGAGGACUUUACCAACGGAGGGGAGAGACACUUAUACUAAAUACUGGGGAUGGCUCGCCUUCUGAGCCCUGGAAUACAAGAUGGUGAAGCAUUUAACUUAUCCGAACAGGUGACUAGAUGGACUCACAGAGACAGCCUGAGGUUUUUUUUUUAGCCAACAACAAUCACAUAGACUGUUCACAGCAGUCUUGGCGUCACAAGUCAAUGGGUGCAAUCAGCUGGAUGCAAAAGGGAAACAUCAAGACAUUCCACUGGACAACCACUAUACACUUUUAAAUGUGUUUAUUGUUUGAGUUUUUUUGUUGUUGCACAGAAACAAGAUAAUUUUUUUUAAGUUUUGAGAACUGGACCAUUUAUUAUUUGAAGCCAAAUUCAGCCAUGUUUUAAUGUCUGCAUGGAGUUUGUUCAAUUGUUAUGAUUUUUGUACUUUGCCUUAUUUUUAUAGAUGAUCAGGUGACGGGAUUUUUUUCCCCCUUAAUGUUAUUCAUUUUUCAUGUGUGAAAUUUGGUGCUGUGCAGACUGGUGAAAUUAAACAAUGUCAAAAGAUUUUUAAUCCGAAGGAAAAUGUACAUGCUAAUUAACAUAAAUCCAUAGAAGGAUCCCUUCUUAAUUUUUGUGAUUUUUCUAGGGGUGCAGUGCUCAGUGUUUCCAUUCAAUUCCAGUAAUUAAUUUCCUAAUGCA
This is a messenger RNA of Etheostoma spectabile (orangethroat darter), 5240 nucleotides long. It is a transcript of the gene vav2, whose product is annotated as vav 2 guanine nucleotide exchange factor. The transcript has 30 exons. The record is from RefSeq and is a predicted model, not a curated record. Bases 1134 to 3776 code for a protein of 880 amino acids. Gene Ontology annotation, molecular function: guanyl-nucleotide exchange factor activity; protein binding. NCBI's taxonomy places the organism in Eukaryota, Metazoa, Chordata, Actinopteri, Perciformes, Percidae. Gene Ontology annotation, cellular component: cytoplasm. Gene Ontology annotation, biological process: cell migration; intracellular signal transduction; regulation of GTPase activity.